Anopheles marshallii is the source of this 2604-nucleotide messenger RNA. It is a transcript of the gene pdm3, whose product is annotated as POU domain, class 6, transcription factor 2. Gene Ontology annotation, molecular function: DNA-binding transcription factor activity, RNA polymerase II-specific; RNA polymerase II cis-regulatory region sequence-specific DNA binding. Gene Ontology annotation, biological process: regulation of transcription by RNA polymerase II. The transcript has 10 exons. Bases 34 to 2604 code for a protein of 856 amino acids. The record is from RefSeq and is a predicted model, not a curated record. Lineage: Eukaryota; Metazoa; Arthropoda; Insecta; Diptera; Culicidae.
CGGCGAUGCUUUGCUGAGACGAAACGAUGGAAUAUGGAGGACGGUGGAACGGACCCCGAGAACAACAAUAGUAGCCACUGUGGAAUGUUAGGAAUCAGCAUGCCAUGCGAAGGAGCCGGUCAUGACUUUAGCACCGUCCGGAAGGAGCUGGAGUACGCGAACGCGAUCGCCGCCCACUACGGUGCCACGGAAAAGGGUGAUCGCAUCAUUAGCUAUAAGCUCGAGAAUAGAAGACGAAGUGAUCAUUGUAGCCGCUCGAACAGUCCAUUCCUUAGUCCGACCACAGCCGAACUAGACGGUCGGUGCAGUAACAACAGUAACAAAGCGGCCGGCAUCCUGCGGACUGCCCAGGACAAGAUGUCUCCCCUCUCGAUGCCCACCGGUCCGAGUGCGACCUCGACGACGGCAGCUGCCGCCGCUGCUGCCGUAGCUGCCGCCCAAGUACACCUGAAUGGAACUAUGCAAGACAUGCUAAAUCUACAGAAACUGCAAAGUCUAGCACAGCUGACGGGGGCGAGCGUGUUGGGACCGAGCCUGGGAUUGCCAACGUCCCCGUUGCUAGGGAACUCACCCCUCAACCUGAGCCUAUCGGGUCAAAAUCACAGCCCGCAGGUACUGGGGUUGGGGCCGUCUGCUCCAAUUGCGACGGCCGCACCGCAGAUGCCGCAGCUGCUGCUAGCGUCGGGACAAAUAAUGCAGGGAAUCCAAGGUGCUCAGCUGCUAAUACCGACAUCUCAAGGAAUUGCCACUCAAACGAUCCUCACGAUCCCGGUCGGACAGCAGGUGAUAUCCAACAUGAGCAGUGAGGCCCUGCUACAGUCGUUGAACUUUAACAACUCCCUCAGCGAAACGCUUAGCUCACAGGCGGCCCAGGCAGCCGCUGCUGCUGCCGCCGCUAGCGGUGGUCUUUUCGCGACUCCCAGGGACACUUCCGGAUCGUCCAGCUCUGGGUUGCUGUCGACACAGUUGCUAGCGUCCGCGGGAAGCCACACGUUGCAGCAAUCGCAACAACAUUCCCCCAAAGGUUUGCACUACGCCAACCAUCACCAUCAUCACCACCAUCACCAUGGAGAGGUGAAGUUUAAGCCAAACUCCGCGUCCGCUUCGGCCAGCUCGGUGUCCAGCUCGGUCUGUUUGUCCACCGUGCACGACACUCACCGGCAGCAGCAGCAUCAAUCCUCCCACUCACUAUCGUCGUCCACCGCUUCCAACUCCCUUGGACAUGGGACCGGCGGUCGGAUGACGCCGGACAUGCAUCGGGCAAAGAUCCAAUCCGGCGAAUCACCGAAGCGGAUCUUGCUGGCCACGUCUUCUCCACCCGUGUCAACGCUUAGCCGGCCGGCUAGCUAUGCCUCCUGCUCGUCGUCACCUUACGAGAAAUCGAUGCCACUGAAGCGUACCCAUUCGCCGCCGGCCACCAUCAACUGUACCACGCCGAGCAGCAGUAGCGGCAGUGGCCACUCCAGCAACGGCCAUUUGCAGGUGAACGUCCACAGUGCCAUCAUCAGUGCAACGAGUCCACGCUCUCCAUCGGACAGUGCAAUCAACAGACUUGGUCUAUCGAGUGGCAGCGAACUGAUCACGUCCAAGUCGAAACUAUCGCCUGCCGGUUCAUCCAGUUCGGGCCUAGCGCUGCCCAAGGAGCAACCGUCUACCCAUCCACAUACGUCCGUCUCACCGCUGCACCAUCAUUCUUCCUCCGGGCCGUCUGCACCCGGAUCAACCGGCCGGCCCGGGUCGUGCGAUCUGGAACUCAUAGAGCAGCAGCAGCAGCACCAUCACCGGGCACCUUCGGUAGACGACCUGGAGUUAGACAAACCGUCCACCGUCGGCAGUAGCAGCGGUACGGUGCAUCAGCUGCAAAAGCGACCCCAUCACAGUGCAACCAGUACGCCACCGCCCAAACUAAGUCCCGCUGGUUCCGCCGGCCGGUUAUCGCACAGUGACGACGACGACGAUGACGCAUCGAACCACGAAUUUCUGGAAGAGCAUCCAAAUGAGUUAACAAUCAAUCAAACUAAUUGCAACGUGGUGGACGGUAUCGAUCUGGACGACAUCAAGGAGUUCGCCAAGGCGUUCAAACUGCGGCGACUGUCGCUCGGACUCACGCAAACCCAGGUCGGCCAAGCGCUGUCGGUCACCGAGGGACCUGCCUACAGCCAGAGUGCCAUCUGCAGCGCUCUUGCCGCCCAGAUGUACUGUGCAGCGCAACUUUCAUCGCAGCAGCAGCAAAUGUUUGAAAAGUUAGACAUAACUCCCAAAAGCGCACAAAAAAUUAAACCAGUGCUCGAGCGUUGGAUGAAGGAAGCCGAAGAAAGUCAUUCAUCUAGGUACAAAUCGGGCCAAAACCACGUGCCAGACUUUAUCGGUGUGGAACCGUCCAAGAAGCGGAAACGAAGAACAUCCUUUACGCCGCAAGCGCUCGAACUGCUGAACGGUCACUUUGAACGAAACACACAUCCUUCCGGAACUGAAAUCACCGGCCUUGCCCAUCAGCUCGGUUACGAGCGGGAGGUUAUACGCAUCUGGUUCUGCAACAAACGCCAAGCGCUCAAGAACACCGUGCGGAUGAUGUCGAAAAGCUUCAAGAUGGAAAAUACUUAA